AUGUUAACAAAGGCAUAUAGUGAGUCUGCUAUAAGUAAAACAAGAGUUUACAAGUGGUAUAAGAGUUUCCAAGAUGGCCGUGAAGACGUUGAAGAUGACGAACGCCCCGAACGCACAAGCACAUUAACAACCGAUAUAAACAUGGAAAAAAGAGGUAGACCUAUUUUGGAUCUUAUUUAUGUCGGGCAAUUUGGUGUAUUGGAACACACCAAAAACAAAAGACACCUGAGCUUAUAUACUGUCCACCUAAGUCAAGAACAUCACGUGAUUGCCGCAAUCGUCCAAGGUGACUUUAAGGAUAAUUUUGUUUUACAGGAUUCAGGUGAAAGGGGCGAUGAAAACAGCCUCAUCAUCGAAAGGAUCCUGAUCCUUAUCAGGAAUAUCCUGUAUGUUCCUGCAGAUCCUAUGGCGGAAAAAAGGACCGACAAUGACGCUAGUGUCCACGACCAGGUGUUGUGGGCUCUGCACCAGUCGGGAAUGUUGGACAUCAUGUUGUACAUGACCAGCUCAUCGGCGGAACAAGCCUACUACAUGCAUCUGCUGGAAAUUUUGUCUUUCAUGUUGAGGGAACAAAAGGCAUCGGAGUUGGCCAGCGCAGCUUUGCAGAGAAGCCAAAAUGAAAAGAUGAGGGACGAGGCAGAACUUUUGUCGAUAAGGAACAGAGAAAAUAACCAAAAAAGGCUGAAAGUCAAGGCCUACACUGGAACAAGACACUCUCGUUUCGGUGGAACUUACGUGGUAAAAACCAUGAAGGGCAUAGGCGACAACGACCUAGUCUACCACAAACCUCUCAGCAAAGCGCUGAAUUUCGACGUGGACAAAAAGAAGCCCAAAACGCCCAAAAAUAGGCUCCCCAUGCAGGGCUGCUUAAACGAGCGCAGGUCCGCCUUCAGCGUUAGGUUGUUUUUGAAGGAGUUCUGCGUGGAAUUUCUGAACGGGGCCUACAAUACCAUGAUGUACCAUGCCAAGGAUAAUUUGUCGAGGUCCAAAGCGCAAGCUCACGACGAGAGCUACUAUUUGUGGGCCAUAAGGUUUUUCAUGGAGUUCAACAGGUGCUACAAGUUUGAAGUCAAGUUAGUAAGCGAGACGAUGUCGGUCCAGGCCUUUCACUACGUGCAACAGCAAAGCGAAAACUACUUCGACCUGAUAACCACCGACAAAAAAAAAUUCCGCCUCUGGUCGCGCCGGCUCCACCUGGCCCUCUUGGCCUACAGAGAGCUCUUCGCUACGCUCCUGCUGAUGGACAAAUCGACCGAUAAAGCGGUGAGAGAUUCAUCCAGAGUGCUCAAGAGCAACAUCUUCUACGUGCUAGAGUACAGGGAGUUUGUGCUUACCUUGUUGGUGAAUUAUGACGAGCUGAAGAUGUCAGAUGUCUACUUGAAGGACCUCAUCGAGACGCAGCAUAUUUUUUUGAAGAUGCUCGAGGCCUUUUGCAAGCAGGGGACUGUCAUGUUCCAGAAGAAAGGAAGGGCGAAAAAGAAGAAGAAACAAAAAGCAUUGGAAGUAGAAGUGUUUCAAAACAAUGGUAUUGAUCUUUCGAUAAACAAGUGGGUUGUGGUUAGUUAUGAUAAGAAUUUUUUUCCCGGAGUUGUGUGCAGUUUAAAUAGUCAAGACUACAAAAUUAAAGCACUAAAAAAUAUUGGAGAAAAUAAAUACAUUUGGCCAUUACCGGAAGACAAAAUUUGGUAUUGUAAAACCGACAUACUGUUCAAUAUUUCACCUCCAAUAAAAGUAACCAAAAGGCCCUUGCCUUUAGAUGUUAAGGAUUGGAAUUUAUUAACUUCUAUAAGCAACGAUUGA
Messenger RNA from Brassicogethes aeneus, 1800 nucleotides. Lineage: Eukaryota; Metazoa; Arthropoda; Insecta; Coleoptera; Nitidulidae. The record is from the annotation of a GenBank genome assembly.